CAGAAGGAAACGGGAAGAUUAGCGUAUGAUCGUGUUUGAUAGAAGUCCAGAGUCCAGACAAUAAUGAAAUCAAGUGGGUCCAUAUUAUCUACCUGGCUCAGAGAUGAUGGAUAUUCCAGGUCAAGAUAGUUUUCACUUUUUCACCUCAAUCCUCUGCAUCAUAUAUGUAGUAAAAAACCAGACAAUUCUCGUUCUAUUCAUGGAUGAGAAAGUGAUCGAGAUGCAGUAACGUGUCCAGCCACGUUACAGUCACAGAGACAAGCAGCGCCAGUUGUGACAGUGCAUGGAGAACCACUUUUGGCUAUUAAAGGAAGGACAGAACUGAAGCAGCAGGAGAAGUUCAGUGUAACAACACUCUGUAAAGAAGAAUUAAAGAGAGAACAUUAAUAAUGACGACUCGCCCGAACGUCCCCGGCGAACCAACUCAAACCGGCACGGCCUUGCUGGAGACAGCCACCGGCGCCAUCCAAUCCUUUGCACCCAUCAACAAAAUCCACGAACAUCAAUGCGCGUUUCAUUUCUAUGCGUACGACAUGACUCGUCAGGUGGAAUCCCACCACUUCUGUUCUCACCAGAACGAGGAGAUGCGGCAGUGCCUCAUCUAUGACAAGCCCGACGCAGAAGGCCGACUCAUCGGCGUCGAAUACAUGAUAUCGGAAAACUUGUUCCUGGCGCUGCCGGACGAGGAGAAGCCGCUGUGGCACUCGCAUGAGUACGAGGUGAAAAGUGGGGUGCUGUUCUUCCCCGGCGUUCCUGGUCCGGUGCAGAGAAAGGCGCUUGAAACGGUGACCGGCACCUACGGUAAGACCUUUCACUUUUGGCAGGUGGACAAGGGCGACGAGCUUCCUCUGGGUUUGCCCCAGCUGAUGAUGUCUCUAACCAGAGAUGGCCAGCUCUACGAUAGCCUUGCCCAAGGUGCAGACAUAGAGAAGCGUUUCGGGAUAUGUUUCAAAACAGAGAGCGAGAACAGAGCUUACAUGGCAGGACCUAAGCAAGGGAUUCAUCCAUUGGCCAAUGGUGCAGGCAAAGGGCUAAUGACAAAGCUGAGGGAGACGGAUUGCAAGCCAGUGGAUACUGCUGCUGCUUCUGGGGUUGUUUGAGGAAAUCUAAGCACCCAUUCCUAAUUAGGCUUGACUGGACAAGAAAUGGAAUAAAGUCAUAGUUUUUUAACUUUUUUUUCCACUGUAUAAAUAUAUAAAUAUCAUGUAGCUCAUGGAUAGGAUAUUGCUUUAAUUUCUUAGUUUUUUUUUAUAUUAUUAUUAUGAAGCGCUAUGUCUUGGUUCUUCUUAGCUUAAUGGAAUAUUGAUUUUAGGUA
Nelumbo nucifera (sacred lotus) is the source of this 1315-nucleotide messenger RNA. RefSeq names its product oil body-associated protein 1B-like. The record is from RefSeq and is a predicted model, not a curated record. NCBI's taxonomy places the organism in Eukaryota, Viridiplantae, Streptophyta, Magnoliopsida, Proteales, Nelumbonaceae.